This is a messenger RNA of Closterium sp. Naga37s-1, 864 nucleotides long. NCBI's taxonomy places the organism in Eukaryota, Viridiplantae, Streptophyta, Zygnematophyceae, Desmidiales, Closteriaceae. The record is from the annotation of a GenBank genome assembly.
AUGUCCGUUCAUCCGGUCGUCGCACAACUGUCGGCGGCAGGGACGGACGAACUUCGACUAUCAAAAGCUGCAGUGGUGGUAGGGGGAUCAACUUACCUCCGUCUCUUCAAGCUUCCCCUCUCUCCUCCCUCUCCCCCCCUCUCCUCCCUCUCCCCCCUCUCCUCUCCUCGCUCUACUCCCUCUUUCCCCUCUCCUCCCUCUUCCCCUUCUCCUCCCUCUCCCCCCUCUCCUCCCUCUCCCCGCAUAUGUAGCCAUUACGGUGCACCAUACAAGCUGGUGCUGGUGCUGGGAGAUUCUGACUGUAACGAUAUCAACCCAUCUGCACCCCUCUUCCCACUCCCCACCAGCCCAUUGGCGCGCCUCGUGCAGCAGUUCAAGAACAAGCUGGUGGUGGUGCUGGGGGACUCGGUCUCCAAGAACCUCGCGGAUUCAAUCAAGUGCACGCUGCAUGCUGCCACUCCCCGCUCCAUUAAAACGUUCCGCCUUGCCAGCGGAAAAACAGAGCUUGCAGGGACGUGGAUCCCUCGCUACAACAUCCGGUUCGUGUCGGUGUUCUCAACGCACCUCAACAACGCAACCUCCCUGGAGGGCCAACCCAACGCUCAAGACAUCAAGGCGCUGUCGCAACAACCCGAGAGCUUGGAGUCAGUUGGAGGGAGGAGCACGGAUAGGAAUGGAACAGCUGAGGGGAUUGCAAGGAGCGCUAAUACGGUGGAGAGGAUUGAGACGAUGGCCAAUCAGCAGUCGCAGCGGAUCGAUCUGGACCAAUUGGAUCCACGCGUUGUGGAUCUUCUGCCACUCGCUGAUAUCAUCAUUUUCCAGGCAAGCUGCCUUUGGGAGUCAUUAUGGAGUAGACCACUGUGA